This is a messenger RNA of Biomphalaria glabrata, 582 nucleotides long. RefSeq names its product 28S ribosomal protein S17, mitochondrial-like. Gene Ontology annotation, cellular component: mitochondrial small ribosomal subunit. The record is from RefSeq and is a predicted model, not a curated record. The coding region runs from base 123 to 500 and encodes 125 amino acids. Gene Ontology annotation, molecular function: structural constituent of ribosome. Gene Ontology annotation, biological process: mitochondrial translation. Lineage: Eukaryota; Metazoa; Mollusca; Gastropoda; Planorbidae. The transcript has 3 exons.
CUAGAAGAAAUUUAAAGCUUCCCAAAAGCAGAGGUUUUAUUUUUAGCAGUCGUCUAUAUUUACUUGUUUGGAAAUUAUUAACUGUAGAAAUAGAGAUUUAGAUCUAGAUAAUUAUAAAAAAAAUGACUUCAAUCGCUGUAAUGUUAGGUCAAGUGUUACACAGAGAAGUUCUGAAACCUCGCAUCGUCAAUGUUAGAGUAAUACAACAAGUCUACGAUCAACGUUUGCACAUGUUUUUUCCAGAGCCUAAAGACUUUAAAGUAUUUGAAGACAAAGUCAAGGUCAAUCAUGGUGAUAUUGUGAAAAUUGAACAGCUUCCAGAAAAGUUAAGUGUAGAAGUAGAGCAUGAAAUAGUUGAGGUUGUCUUUCCCAUGGGACGAACUGUUGACCCUUUGACAGGAAAAAGGUGUCGAGGCAUGAAAUUUAUUGAUGAAGACUCCAGAAAAGAGGAGAGCAAAAGAGUAGCAGAAAUGAAAGAGUGGAAGGAUUAUCCACUCUAAUUAUUUUUAAAAUAUUUAAUGCUUUGUUUUUGUUUUUUUUACCAAUUGUUGUAAAUAAGAUUAAAAGGAUUCCUAAAUGCUA